UGUUUAUUAUGAAAACUGUUGAUUGCAUACAAAGCUGCUUGAAUAUUGACCAGUAACGGUGUUAUCAAGAAAGUAGUGAAUUGACAUUAACGGAAUUAUCAAGGGCGUAUCGUAAAAAAAAUAAUUUUAAACCAUUAGUUUAUAGUGCAAUCGUAAAAAUGCGUAAAAGUUCGGCAUCGAGGCGUCGGUCCUCGUCAAAUCCUGGUAGAAUAUCCUCUACCAAACCAAAUCCUCCUGGUAAUUCAGACACAAUGAUCCCGAAACCGAGAAUUCGCAGCUUCUCAACCGACAGGUUGAGCGGAAUGCGAAAAUCGAAUCUCAGGCCAACAACAGGUGCUAAAUUAUCUAUGGGAACAUAUUCAGCAGGUUCAUCUGCUAUAUCUCCAAUGCCAAAUAAUCGCUACACACAUCUAAUGGACAAGAAUUCAAGACCUUCUCUUAUGGAUCAAGGUAGCAGAGGAAGACCAUCGACGAUUGACCAAAAAGGAUAUACUACGCCCAAAGCGAGCAGCUCAAGACCUCAAACAAAUGAUGGCAGAAAUGUCAGAGCAUCUUCUGCAGAAAGAGCGAGUCAGCUUGCUCCAAAAGGACCCAAAAAAGAUCAUCGUCCACUCAAUGAUAAGAAUUAUCAAAAUGAAAUGGUAUUGAAAGUAGAAAGAUAUUUUCAGUCCAUAGAUCAAAGUACUAUUAUAACAAAUAAUAUUAAGCCUCUUACAUUAAAAACUUUUGUUGAAGCUACCAAUUUACUAGUUAGGUUGUUAGAUAUAAAACAAGCUCUUACCAUAAAUAAUUAUAUUGAAGAAAUCCCUAAAAUUGCCAAGAAACUUCAUUAUCCAGGAUCAAUGACUAAAUCAUGGCUAAAAACUGCUUACACUAUGCAUUCUUGGCCUCAUGCAAUUGGAUGGCUCUCUUGGCUUGUUGAGCUUUGUGAAGUAAAAGAUCUGGCUAGUGAACUAUUCAUUUUGGAAAGAUUACCCAUAGUUGGUGAGACAGAAGAAGAAAGAGAAAAUCGAAGACAUGUUUUUUCCUUAAUGAUACAAUGUUACAAAGCAUGGAAUGAAGAGAACCCUCAAGAUGAAGAAAGAAUCAUGACCCAAUUUUUUGAUGAAGAAGCAAAUAGAAGAGGAAUUAAUCUUGAAAAAUAUGACGAAGCUCAAAGGGAACUUCAAGAAGUUCAAGAACAAUUAAAAAAAGAGCAGGCCAAAACUGACAUAAUAAAUGAGGAAGUAAAUGAAUUGAAGUCUAUAUUAAAUAACAUGAAAAUAGAUUAUAAAAAACAACAAGAACAUAUGGUAGAACAACAGCGAUAUAUAGAGAAAAAUAUUAAAGAAAUUGAUCAAUUUGAAAAAGACUCAAUGAUGUUUGUGAAGGAUAUUGAAAAUCUUGAAAAAACAAGAGAUGAACUUAGAAGUCAGAUAAAGCAACAACCUAUGUCAGUUAGUGAGCGGGAUGAAAUUGUCAAAGCUUGCACUGAACAGCAGACUUAUAUCCAAAACUUUGAGGUUCAUUUGGAAGAAAUUAAAAAAGAAUCUUAUUCUAUAGACAUAAAACUUGUUUCAUCAAACACAAAUCUUGUUAAAGCUAUUCUGGCAUACAAUCAAGCUUUAUUUAUGGAAUUCAAUGACUCCAACAUUAAUGUAGAUAAAUUUUUAAUGCCCGAGAAUGGAAUUUGUGGAUCCGAUUUUAUGGAGAUAUUAGAAAAUAAAAAAGCUUUAAUGAAUGAAUUUAUGAGAGAGAGAACUAUAGAAUUGAAUAAAAAAGUAAGACUUCUUGAAUCUCAUAACAAAGAAAUAGAGGCAUUACAGGCUAAAAGAGAUGCACUUUCUGAAAAAUUAGAAAAAAAGAAAGCAACUGACCAGAUGAAAAAGCAAGAAAUUAAUGCUCAGGAAAAUAAAAAGAAAGAAAGAUUGAAAAAGUUGCAAAAAAAUAUAGCGGAAUUAAACGAACAAAUAAAUUUACUUUCAGCUGAAACUGAAAAAGUAAAUCAAGAAAUAAUUGAUCUUACAGAUAAAAAAGAUGCUGUCUUGCGAAAAUACAAGCACAUGAAUGAAUCUGCUAAAACUUUCUUUAGUCAAGUGAAUACUGUUUUAAAUGAACAUCGAGGAGAAGUAAAAAAAUCACUUGAAAAAUGCAGUGAUUUUUGUGACAAAAAAUAAAAAAAUUACUUGCAAAAUGCAGUGCUAAACAAAGUAUUAAAUUGCUUUCAAAUUGCAGUAUUUGUACAAUAUCUUUAAUGAAUAUGAAAAUAUAAUCGAUGUAACCCCAAUUGUAUAGCAUAACUUAGCUCUCACGAA
Messenger RNA from Trichogramma pretiosum, 2294 nucleotides. RefSeq names its product kinetochore protein ndc80 (gene Ndc80). NCBI's taxonomy places the organism in Eukaryota, Metazoa, Arthropoda, Insecta, Hymenoptera, Trichogrammatidae. The record is from RefSeq and is a predicted model, not a curated record. The transcript has 2 exons. Gene Ontology annotation, biological process: attachment of mitotic spindle microtubules to kinetochore. Gene Ontology annotation, cellular component: Ndc80 complex. Bases 159 to 2156 code for a protein of 665 amino acids.